GUGACAUAUUUAGUGAUAGUUCAAAUGUUGUGAUGCAUUGUGAAACUCUCAUAUAUUGGUGAACGUGUAGAAUUAACCUUUGUGUGAAACCUUCCUGUUGUAGUGAACAAUGAAGCUUUAGUAAAAUAUGAAAUUUAUUUAAAUCAAUGAAUGAAUAACCUUCAAUCAAGUGAAGCAAAAGGAUUUGUGAUAAUUGAGUGCAUACAGUGCUACAACAAUCACACCUAGUUUUAUGAGUUAACCACUCAUGUACUAUGAACCAUCCCGCCUUCGGUAAGCCGUUAGUGACAUCAACCAUUACUUCAACGAUGGCAUCCAGUGUAGUGAACUCUACGCCCUCCUCAAUGCACCACGUAGAUCCGGUAGCAAACAAUCGAGUAAAAAACAGUUUCUCGAUCGAACAUCUGCUCGCUAAACCAGAUCGAUCGGGUACAGCAUCGACUUCGUCCGCCGCAUGCUAUCGUGGGAUGGAUGAUCGUCUCGCUAGCUCCUAUCCCAUCGCUCACCCUGCCCAACUGCACAACAGUAUGGUUUAUCAAACGUUGAUGACUCGCAGUGCGUCGGCAGUUGAGUUUUUGGAUGUGAAUAAAAAUGAAACGAGUGCUGUUCCGUUUGCCGCCGAUCGCCCACCGUCGGAACGGGCAGAAUCUUCUUCGCCCGAGUCAAGCUGCAACGAGGAUACGAUGGAUAAUUGUUCGGAGAUCGCAUCCGAAGGAAGUGCUAGUGGAGGACUGGCUGCUCACGAUGAUAGAAAGAAACGACCACGCACUGCAUUUUCAGCGGCUCAGAUCAAAGCAUUGGAGACGGAGUUUGAGCGCGGCAAGUACCUAUCCGUCGCCAAGCGUACCGCACUGGCCAAACAGCUACAUCUAACCGAAACUCAAAUCAAGAUAUGGUUCCAAAACCGACGCACCAAGUGGAAACGCAAAUAUACAGCGGACGUUGAGUCACUCGCCUCACACUACUACUCCCAGCUUGGCAUUGGAAGUUUUGCCCGUCCGAUGGUCGUGGGGGAUCGGUUGUGGUUGUUCAGCCAAACACCGAACGGACCAACGCCCGUCCAAUCACUCCUGCUAAAUGGUCCACAGCCAGGAGCUGCUGGUGCAUCGCAUCCAGCACUCGGUAUGCAACAUCCCGCUGCCAUUAGACCUUACCCGACUCUUUCCGGGCCUAUUCCCAUGAACGCCGGUCCCAAUUUCCCCCCACGUCCAGGAAUGCCACCGGGAGCGUACCUUUCCAGUAUACCCUCGGCGGCAGCAGCUGGACCUGGCGGAUUUCUACACAAAAUUCCUUCACCAUCGCCCCAAAGUCGAAUGGCACAACCGCUUGGUUUGAGGCCACUGUCGUCGGGAGAACUCUUGGAAGGAGCCUACUACACUGCAGCUGGAAUGCCCGGACCAAAGUUUAAUCCAAAUGAGCUAAUCAACGGAGGAUUGCUGGCAACGGAUGGUAACAGUUCGGGAAUAGCCGAUCUUGAGCGUGCUUUUGGCAAUCCGAGCAAUAUGAUCGAGAGCCUAGCAACGUCCAAUCCAACUGAAGCAUCGAUCGCUGGUGGUGUGCGUACCGGCGGUAAGAAGGGUGCCGAUUUGAUGAACAACAACGAGUGUGCCAUUAAGGAUGGAUUGGCCUCCAGCGAGCAGGAUUCGUCGAGUGAAAUAGAUUGUGAAGAGAUUGAGGAUGAAUCAAUGAUUUGACAAGUAGAAUUAUUAGAAUUAUCACGAAUGAUUUGACCGUGUGUACUAGUGUACACACACACUAAUGAAAGUGGUC
Messenger RNA from Anopheles gambiae (African malaria mosquito), 1770 nucleotides. It is a transcript of the gene lms, whose product is annotated as homeobox protein MSH-B. NCBI's taxonomy places the organism in Eukaryota, Metazoa, Arthropoda, Insecta, Diptera, Culicidae. Gene Ontology annotation, molecular function: DNA-binding transcription factor activity, RNA polymerase II-specific; DNA binding. Bases 255 to 1694 code for a protein of 479 amino acids. The record is from RefSeq and is a predicted model, not a curated record. The transcript has 2 exons. Gene Ontology annotation, biological process: central nervous system development; neuron differentiation; regulation of DNA-templated transcription.